ACCUGGUAGUGUGUUGUCAGACGUCGGGUGGGGUGAACGUCGCUCUCCCGCUCUCUCAGGCUUCAGUGGGCGUGUGGGUGUGAAGCGUGGGUGUGUGGGGGUGUUGGUCUUGAGUGUGGGUGUCACUAGCCGCCAAGACGAGGAGUAAACACACGCACAGACAGCCUCCAGCUCGUCCCUGAUCGCUAACAACUGCAAUAAUGGGUCGACAGGUUCACGGCGGCGCCAGCGAAGGUGCAGCCCCGCCCCCUCUGUCGCACUUGCCCGGGUCAAAGAGCAACAAGAGGGCGCCCGCUAAACUGCCCCGCGCCCCGCCCCACCCCAGUGCCCCGUGAAGGAGAUCGGGACGGAAGCUGGACUGGGUCGCGUGUGUGUGUGUACUUGUGUUGGUGUGUGUUGGUGUGGUGGUGUCUCGCGUGUGUCGGGUGCGUGGGCGGUAACUGGUGGGCACAUAGAGGUCUCUGCUCUGAGUCUCCGGCGUCAUGGUCCUUCUGUGGACGCAGCACGAGGGUGAGCGGGUGGAGCCCCAGCCCACAGACGACCACGUGCAGGAGGUGCGGAAGGACGGGGGCGUGAAUGGUGCCUGCAAACACCCGCACCCCCACCGCCCACCCCAGGGCAAGGACAAACUCACUGGCGACGCAGCAGGCAGUAAGGCAGGCACCAGCAGCACCACCGCCUCCCCACCAGGUCGCAGCAACACCCUGAGAAUCACGACGCCCUCAGAGAAACACGUGGUCACUCUCCGUCAAAUAUCCGAGGUCUUUGAUGCCACUAAGAGCAGCAUCACCUCCUCACCCACCUCGCUCUCCUCCUCUUUCUCCUCUCCCUCCUCCUCCACUGUGUCUCCCUGCAUCCCCUCGACCUCCAGCACUCCUCUAGGCACAGUGGUGGAGGUGGAGAGGGUGGAAGACGGCGGGAUCGGUGUGGAGAGCGUGGCUAAGGUGGAAAAGGUAUCGAAGGUGUCUACUCUUGGCCUCAACUCCCGCCUGUUGCUGGAGGAGGAGGAGCAGGACGGGGAGGAGAGUGCGGAGGCAGGCAAGAAGAAGAGGAGCCAGAAGAGGAAGUUUUACACGCUGCCAAGGAACUGGAGGAGCAAAGCAACGGACUUCAUUCUCACUAAAGGGAAUGAGAUUGAGGAGCUGGGCAGCGCCCAAGUGGAAACUCUCGAGCUGGGGAAGACGCUGUGUGAGUACUGCGCCAAGAAGUGCUCGGGGGAGGUGCUUCGCGUGCAGGAGAAGUACUUCCACAUCAACUGCUUCAAGUGUCACAGCUGCAAGAAGUCGCUAGCUCAGGGCGGUUUCUUCACGCGAGAGAAGGAUUACUACUGCACUGAAUGUUACCAGAAGAACUUCGGCCAGCGGUGCGCCACUUGCGGUCUCUACGUGGAGGGCGAGGUGGUGUCCGCCCUCGGGAACUCCUAUCAUCAAAAGUGCUUCACCUGUGCCCGUUGCAGACAGCCAUUCCCAACCGGGGAGCGUGUCACCUACACAGGGAAGGAGUGCCUGUGCCAGCGAUGCCUCCACAUUCCUGUUGUGGACUCCCAGUCACCCAGCCGCUCCCCCACCGCAGCCGGACCGAAAUGUGCCGGGUGCAAGGAAGAGCUGGUGGAGGGCCAAGCACUCAUUGCCCUGGACCAGCAGUGGCACAUCUGGUGCUUCAAGUGUGCAGUCUGCAGCACUGUCCUUCAUGGGGAGUAUAUGGGAAAGGACGGUCUCCCCUAUUGCGAGAAGGACUACCAGGCCCAGUUUGGGGUAAAGUGUGCCUACUGCAACCGUUACAUCAGCGGCAAGGUGCUGCAGGCAGGUGACAAUCACCACUUCCACCCAACGUGUGCCCGGUGCACCAAGUGUGGUGAUCCAUUUGGGGAUGGGGAAGAGAUGUAUUUGCAAGGCACUGCUAUUUGGCACCCCCGCUGUGGCCCCGGACCCACUGAAAAUGGCACAGUCCUGAAUGGCUCGCUGUCCAAUGGCCACCACAUUAACGGUGACCAGAAGGCUGAGAGGGAGCGAGACUUUGAUGGUAUGAGCUCCACUGCGUCAGAAACACAGUUUUCCCGUUCCCGCACACCAAGCCUUAAUGGAUCCUUCCGCUCCUAUAGUCCUUAUAACAGCCUGAACAGGAAGUUCUCAGGCCCUUACCGCACUUGCUCACCGGGCUUGAUCCUGAGGGAAUACAAGUCCUCGCAGAGCCCUAUUGACAUCACACGCAUCUACACCUACUCAUAUCUCACUGCGGAGCCUUCCCAAGGGUACCUCAAGCGCCCUCUGGACCCAUACGACCGUCCCCCACCUAAGUCGCCACAUUUCCACCGUCCACCAACUGAUAGCAGGAAGCUAUCACUGCCUAAGACCUCAAGCCGGCUGGGGAUGAAGGUGCUGGUGGAUCAGAUGCAGUCUGACACUCCAAGGCCCAAGUCCCCACACAUGAACAACGAGGAGCCAAUCAUCCUUUCCCAUUACCCCGGCGGCCGCAAGCCACAUCAAGGCGACGUGUCCCGCAUCGAACGAGACGACUUCCCCGCCCCGCCUUACCCCUACACCGACCCUGCUCCGGCCUCACGGGCAGAUGUUUCAGAGAGGCGGAGGAGAUGGUCAGGCAGCAACAAGGCUGUCAGCAUUGACGAGACUGACGAGGGGACCGAGCAGGAGGACGAGAGCUUGGUUGAGGAUCCUAAACUAAAAAGAGAAGAGGUUGAAUUAAGCAAGAUUGCAACGGGCAUUGGUAAAGUGUUCCUUCAACAAGUGAAGGAGAGGGAGAAGAUUCGUGCAUGGAAGGCCACUCACUUGGACCCUCGCAAUGCCUCCCGAACCCCAGCGGCCGACCGUGAACCGGGGAACAAACUGCGUUUCGGUUCAUCCCUAAAUGCUUCCCCUUCACGGAUGACAGACCACAGCCGCCCGUGGGGACCAGAAGAAGACGAGUUUGACAGGGGCUCCUCCUACCGUUGUUCCACGGGCAGGUCCUCCGCCACCAUUCCCUCUUAUAACGUCGUCAGCUCCCUCAGGCAGCCUCCAAAGCCGGGCUACGGUUUUUCACCACGCAACACGUUCUACCGCCAGGGCCUUGGAUCCUAUUCUGCACUCCAUGGUGACUACAGUUUCUCCGGCCUAGGAGAGAAGACACAGAGCACUGAGUUCAGUAGCGCUCGCUCAGACGUUUCAGCAGGUUCGCUCACAGAAGCCGAUAGGAGUGCAUUGAACGCAGAGUUGUGUGCAUCCGCAACAUACAGUAGUGGCCUGCGUGGCUACUCUUCAUACUCCCCACAUCUGCGUCGUUCACUGCCCAACAUGCACCAUAUGUCUUCUGAGCCUCCCAAGAUUUAUCCUGCCCAUCUUCUUCUUGUAUCUAAUUAUCGCCUGCCCAACGAUGUGGAUCGCUGCCACUUGGAGCGUCACCUCUCAGAUACUGAUUUUGAAAUGGUGUUCCACAUGACCCGGAUGGAUUUCUACCGCCUCCCUGAGUGGAGGAGAAAUGAACUUAAGAGGCGAGCCAAAUUUUUCUAAACAUAAUUAGUAUUUGUUUCAAUAAGGAAUCAAGACUACUGUACCUACAUUAAUGACUAUUUUCACUUAUGAUCAUUUUAGUUCUCGAAUUAUGUAUCUGCAAGUUUUUUAUUGGAAUAGGAAAAAUGAUGAGAUCCAGUUUCAAAUGUUUUAAAAUACAUAGCUAUGUAUAUAUUUUAAUUAAAAAUGUCGUGACUAAAUUAUGUUAAUGAUCAAGUAAGAGUUUUAUCAGCAGUUGUGGAAGACACAGAAUCAAGCUGACGUUGUUAUGAAGACUACUCGUACACAAGCUGCAAAAUGAUUACAGACGGUGCUUUAAUCAAUUCCAUGUGACGUAUAUUUGUAGCAAAUAUCUGUGUAGUAUUUUGUAAUGCCUAUUGUAAAAUAUCUAAUUAGGUAAAAACCCAGAGUGGUUUUUUGUAUAUCACUGGAGCAAAACGAAAAUUCCCUAGUAAAUUAUUAAUCUUACAGAUAUUUAUAAAGAUAUUUUUAAAUGUAAUUGAAAGAAAUUAUGAUAGGUCAAACUAUUUCUUCUUGGGCAGGAGUGGAAUCUAAAGGUGACCACACUGUACACUUGCCUGGCCAGAGUGCUCUUGGCUACUUGAGUGUCCUUCCUCUAGUCUAUAGUUUAUUUUUUUCUCAGUGGAUACCAUCUAGAAUUUUUUUUUUUUUUUUUUUUUUUUUUUUUGUCUGUUGAAAUCUCUUAGUGUUGUAAUUUGGUGCUUAUGUUAGGCAGUGAUCACAAUGAUUUAAAGUGUUUCUGUAGCUAUCCAAGUUUGUAUACCUACUAAGUAUGACAUUAUUCACACAAUCCUUUAAUUUUAGCAGUGUAAAUAUGACAAAGAAAAAGGACUUAUAAGUGACUCUGUGUCAUCGUGGCUUGUUUUACCACAUCCCACAAGAAUGGUAAGAAAUUCAUUGACUUCUGGCUGUCCGAGUUUCCUCUUGAUGACUGUGUGUAACCCUGUCUGUACAUAGUGCCUCCCUAGAGCUUCACACAACAUGCAGUGAGUGGUUGUGACCCUCAAACAAGGCAGCCAAGGGUAUGCUGGGAAGGCUUCAUUAGUUUAUAUAUUGUAAAGAUCCUUUGGGAAGGGGAGAAGUCUUCCUUCAUGAAGAUCAAAUUAGGGAAAUUUUUCUGCUGUCUGUGCUUGUCAGAAUGUUACUGCAAUUGGCAUUAUCUUCAGCAAAGAUCCUUAUCAGAUUACAGUAAGAAGGAUGUUCACUUGUUAUCACCCCUCAUGAAAUUCAUAAGGUAUUAGAAUGUAGGAUUACAUGUUACUGAUCACACAAUUAGAGCAGGUGGUUUGUGACUGUGUGUGUGUGUGUGUGUGUGUGUGUGUGUGUGUGUGUAAAGAUGAAUGUGUGUUUACAUAGAUGUGUGUGUACUGGGUGUGUCACUCCCAAGGUGAAAGGAACUGUGUGAUUGAUUGUUACAUCAUUCUGUUAAUGCACUGGCUACAUCAGUGGUUGUUUAAAACUGCCAAGCUCUUUUUUGAAGAACAUGUUUUAUACUUCAGGCUUCUUAUGGAAGUGAAUCAUAAUCAGGCUUUUUAUGACAAAUAUUAUCCUAGAUGUAGUUAUUACCAGUAAGGAUGAAUUGUGAGACUGCAAAAGGUACAGUUCUGCUAAUUUUGUGUGAUGAGUUUUACACAUCUGUUUGAAGCCUUUAUAGCCCCUAGUGUGUAGGUAUGACAGCCACACUGAACCUCACUGCUCCUGCAGCCAAUCACUGCUGAUGCUUCAGGAACACUCAGGUUACAGUGACAUUAUAUGAUCAUUUUUGCUUUGUUUUCUGUAGUGGUAGACAUUUUCAAGCCUCAACCCCUCUACAUUUCUUUUCUUUCUUUUUUCCCUUCAUUUUUUAUGUCCAACUGUAAGAAUAAUGAUUCUGUAUGGUGCUGUGUUCUUUGUUUAUCUUCAAGCUCUUUUAUGUUUUUCCCAUUUAGUAAAUAUCAUCAUUAUUAUAUAUUUUUGUUGUAGAUUUUUGUGCUUUUUCACCUUCCAGAUAAAAAGGACCAAUGACUAACUUUUUGGACAAUUAUCAUCAAAACUGCAAAAAAAUACUGUAUAGGAUUAUUAUUGUGAUUUGUUGGCUAUUUUUGAAAUGUGCAGCUUUACGAGAGAGAUGAAGAUAUUUAUAUUUUCUACCAUACUCCUUGAUCUGAGUUUUUAUAAUGUUAAGCAAGUCUUCAUGAAACAAUAUCUAUUACACCUGAAUGUUAAUUAAUUUGCUAUAUUCUGUUUUUGUGGGGAGAGGGAGCAAAAUUAAAAAGCUGCUGCUAAAUAGAUUAAUUAUGCAUAUUCUUUGUAUAAUAAACCUUCAGAAACCUUCAGAAUACCUUGUGAAUCUGAAGAAACUGGCAAUACAUUUGUCAAGGUCCCAGGCACAUCUGCAGUAACUCGAGAUCUAAGAUCAGUUUUGAUGCAAAUAGAACUUUCUUUUUUUUCUUUUUUCCUGAAAAUCAAAUUAAUGACUAGUCGAAAAGUUCAUAUAAGGCUUCUGUUUACAACAGAGUUAGUGUGGAAGUAAUGUGUGUGUGGUGAAUUCAACAAAAAGCAAGGUGUUACAAAGCAUCUUGAGCUGAAUGUACUGAAAUCUGUGGCAUCACUUCUAAAUGUAGGUAACCUUAAUGUUGUCACUCAUUGUUAUACACCCAACAUGCACAUACACACAUACAGAAUGCUACACCAUCUACUGAUAACUGCCAGGUAAAUGUUGUCAUAGCUAUCUUGAGCAGACCAGCUGUCCUUAUUUAGUAUCUUGUUGUGCUGGUCACACUUCACUAGAUAUCUGUAAUUAGAGUUUGUUUAGUUCCCCAUCAAAUCAGUCUGUCAUGGUUACUUCUAUAUUUCAUAGCUUUCUGUGCCGAGACAGAUGAUAGUUCAUUUUAUAACUACUAAUUCCAAGAGCACAAUGUUUAGCUACAUCCUCUCUCCUGUGUGGUUUAAUCCUGAUUAUUGUGGAUGCCAUUCCUUGGGAGGCCACUCUGCCUUCACUGCACACCUAACACCAAAGGCACCAACGAGAAGGCUGCUCACCUCAGAAAUUGCAACCCAGUAUACAUAUCAGAUUUCCUGAACUGAUAUUCUAUCCAGAAGUGUGCUAAAUCAUCACUUGGUGGACAUACUACAGAAACACUGUUUUCCAAAGGCGUGUUAUACUCAAUAGAGUUGUAAGUUUGGCAGAUGUGCUUCAGCUGUGAAUAGCACCCACAAGUCCUUGCAUGGGUACUGGUGGCUUGCUUUCCCUCCUUUUAUGUGCUAAUUAACACAAGGAUUGCUGUUAAUAGUCAUCUCAUUAUUAACAUGGGCAAAGCAUGGGUAGUGGCUAGUAUGGGCAACAGUAAGUCUUUUUUAUUUUUUUCCAUCAUCAUCAUUAUCACCUUUGUCGUAAAUUACCAUAACCUUAUCAUUUUCAUUAUUGUUAUUUCAAGUUUUAUGUAGCUUCAUCAAACAGCAGCAGCAUCAGCCAUUUUAUAUUAUCAGUCAUAUUAUGUACAGACAAAUAUUCACUCGACUCUGCUCAUCGGUCAUCAUCACCAUCAGGCCAACAGCAUCAUGGUCACACUCACAUUCCUCAAUCAGCCUUGGUUAGUGAAUAAAUAGAGACAGCAAUAAGAUGGCAAUUUCCAAGACUAGAGUCCUCAACAACACUCACACUUACAUAACUACUUGGCACCUCCGUUAGCUGUAUAGGAGAUCACUUACACUUCUCUGAUUCUCCCUCUUUUAUUUCUAGACAGAUUAUUAUUGUUCUUUCACAAAAGGAAAAUUUGUUUUAUAUUCAUGUUACAAAGCUUAACUGGAUUGAUUAUUCUGUAAAGUAAGCUUUUCUUUUGUGAAGACUUGCUUGACUUUGUGACAAGUACCUAGGGACUAAUCUUAAUUCUCCAUUUAAUUUUUUCCCCUUGCUUUGUAAAUACUAACUUUCAAUUUCAUUUGGACAUUAUACUUCUGCAACUUUCUUCAAUGUAGAUUUGGUCCAUUUCAUAAAACAAAAAUUAUUAUUACCUUUAUUUAUUUGUUUACUAUUAAUAGUAUCACUAUUUUUACUACUAGUGCUACUACUACUACUACUACUACUACUGUCAUCAUCAUUUUUAUUAAUGUAUGAUUAUAGAAUCAAUAUUUUGGUCUCAGGAAAAUACAAAUGAAUGGGAACUUCCAGGCCAAAGUAUUGUUCAUCUUCCUAAUAUUGAUACCCAGUAACUGAGUCCCCUUUUUUCAGUUGAGUUGCUUUUAUAUGUCCAAGUGUUUUAUGUAAUUUUACAAGUCGAUUAUUAAGAUGAUAUGUUCUGCUGGCUUUGAUCAAGACCAAAAUGCUACGUGAAUUACCUUUCUUACCCCCAAUACUGUAUAGAUCACCGUUCAAAAAUCCAUUCUUUUGAGCCUAAACACUACCUAACCAGACUCGAAAAACCCCAUGUGUCGCUUGCGUGUCGCGUGAUCCAGUGUGCGGCAGGAGUGGUCGCGGCUUCUGUGCUGUCAGUAGGAAUAUCACCUCAGCCCACUACUCAAUCAACACCUGUGUUCUCAAUAGCAUGCAACUUGUCAUAUAUAUAUAUAUAUAUAUAUAUAUAUAUAUAUAUAUAUAUAUAUAUAUAUAUAUAUAUAUAUAUAUAUAUAUAUGAAAUUAUAUAUUGUAAACACGUACUUUUUACAUCCCAUCACUGUGUAUUUUGAGGUGGUGACAGCGGUUACACACUGAAGCCAGUGUUUCCCUUUUGUGUGUGUGUGUGUGUGUGUGUGUACGCGCGCGGCAAGCACAGGCCAGAGCCACUGGCUGCUAGCGAAGACCAGUGACACAUCAAGGCUACAGACAGAAAUUUACUGUUUUGUAAUCGUGAGAUGCAUCUCCAUAUGCUUACAGUAACUGCUUGGGUUGCUAUAGUCUGUAGGAAGAUAAGGAUAAUCAAUAAUUGACUCUGCUUGA
This is a messenger RNA of Portunus trituberculatus (swimming crab), 8442 nucleotides long. Its product is annotated as actin-binding LIM protein 3-like. The coding region runs from base 483 to 3506 and encodes 1007 amino acids. Lineage: Eukaryota; Metazoa; Arthropoda; Malacostraca; Decapoda; Portunidae. Gene Ontology annotation, cellular component: actin cytoskeleton. Gene Ontology annotation, biological process: cytoskeleton organization; lamellipodium assembly. Gene Ontology annotation, molecular function: actin filament binding. The transcript has 21 exons. The record is from RefSeq and is a predicted model, not a curated record.